AUGCCAGCAGCUGUACAUGUAACUGUUAGUGAGAAAGAUGUGAUCAAAGCUAUUUUGGAGUUUUUGGAAACAAGAAAUUUGCAUAUAACGCAGCUUUCAUUAGAACGAGAAACGGGUAUAAUCAACGGGAAUUUCUCGGAUGAUUUAUUAUUUCUACGACAGUUAAUCUUAGAUGGUCAAUGGGAUAAUGCAUUAGAUUUUGUCGAGCCACUCCAAGACUUGCCAAAUUUUGACCUACGAUUAUUUCGAUAUUACAUAACCAAAUAUAAAUAUUUUGAAUUAUUAUGCAUUAAGCAAGAACCGGGACCAAUGCAUGAUAAUGAUUUUACUGUUGAGGAAUUAGUAGAAUGCUUAAAAGAUUUGGAACAUAUCUGUCCAACGCCAGAAGAUUUUCGCGGUUUGUGUGCAUUACUUACUUUACCUAAGCUGUCCGAUCAUGUGGAUUUCAAGCAUUGGAAUCCAAGCAGCGCUCGAGUUGAGUGCUUCCGAAAGGUUGAACCAAUGCUUACACCCUUACUACCUUCAACUGUUAAAAGUACUGACCAGAUGCCAACUGUAUACUCUUUAAACGAUCGUUUGGUGCAGUUAAUUGUAAAAGGUGCCAUGUAUGAAGGAUGUGUAGAUUAUUGUCAAGCACAAGCUAUAAAUGAUCAGAAAGGUAUUGAGAAAGGCGCAGUGCCUACAGCACUUUUAUCACUAAAAUCUCGAUUAACAAAUACGGAUUUAUCACUGAUAUCCUGGCUUGCAGCAAUCAGCCGUGAACAAUUCACAAUGCCAUUUGAGCAAAAAUCAUUAGAUUUGAAAUUCGAUAAAGUGAAGCAAGUUUUUUUAAAGCCUAAACUGGAAGCUCAGUGGACGGAACACAUUCUAGCGGCACCAAUUAAACCUGGUGGCACAUUUCCACAUGCUUUGGUACCCAAUGCUAAAUUAAAAAGUACCGAAAAAAUGUCUCGGUCUAUGAUAUUGCCAUCAAUGGCUUCAUCUAUAGCUGUUGGUGCAUUAGCUGGAGCGAGAAAUCCUUUGCAUCCUAUGUCAUACUCAACAAUGCCAUCAGUUGGAUUUUCAAUUCAAAGUGCUACAGAAGAGCAUCCGCAAGAGAUUAUGGCUCAAAGUCAGAUGAUCGAUGCUAUGUUUGAAACAUCUGAACAUACUAGAAGUACUCGACCUAUGAAAUCACCAUCUGAUCAAAUUUUGCCCUAUCCAAAUCCAGCUACUAUGCAAGCAUCGACUUCAGCACUUAAUGCUACGCAAGUUAAUCAAGCAGUAAUGAUGGCACAAUCUAUGGGAAUGUUUGGUCAACAAAUACCACCAAUGACAAUGCAAGUGCCGAUCUCCGUAGAUAAUACACUAAGACGUCAAUUAGACGAUAUUGCUCGACGUGGACUACGUUUUGGAUCCUUGCCACCUGUACCAGAAAUUCCCACGCCUGGAGAAUAUUCAGCUCGAAAUGAAAACUCUUUAGAUAUGAUCAAGGAAAUAACAUCUCAAACUUCUUCACCUGUUCCACAAUCUCAAUCAAGUCUAUCUCAACCAGUAUUUAAUCCAAUGACAUCAUCACGACUGUUCCAAGAAUUCUCGAAUCGGCAACAGCGACAUCAAGAAAAACAGCAAAGUAGUAGCACGUGUUCACAAGAGCAAAUUAUUCACUCAAGUAAUCAAAUAGUACGCUUGAAUUCUGCGAACAUCUCAAAGUCAUCUCCCAGAGUAUCACCCUCUCCUACUGGCAACUAUAUUCAACAGAGGAGCAAUACUUUGCCCUACUUGCCAGAUGCAGUGCCAAAAGCAGCACCUUUGGUGAUGACAAUAUCAGAUACUCAUACCAUAUCUAACAGGCCUAACCGAUCUCAAGUCCAGAAAAGUGUCAGUACGGUAGGUACUCCGAUUGUUACCACAGUACCACAAGCACCUUGCUCAACAAGUGGACUUAGUGUACAAUUUGUUCCUGUUUCCCGAUAUGAGGAUGCACAAGCAAUAAGAGCAGUGGCAUUUCAUCCAAGUGGUCGCUUUUUUGCAUUAGGAACCAAUUCAAAACAGAUGCUUGUAUGUAAAUAUCCUGACCUUAGAAAGUUUAAAGCUGAAUCAUCUCUUAGUCAUGUUAAUAUUAUGUUAUCGAGACCUAAGCAACAUCGAGGUAGCGUGUAUUGUUUGGGCUUUAAUUCUACAGGUGAAUUACUUGCAACUGGUUCCAAUGAUAAAACAUUACGGUUGAUGGCAUUCAAUACAGAACACUGCAAAAUUGGAGCAGAAACAGAAUUAAAUAUUCAUGACGGUACUGUUCGAGAUUUGAUAUUCAUGGAAGAAACGGUAAACCGAAGUACGAUUUUGGUUUCUGGUGGUGCUGGCAAUUGUCGUAUUUACUUAACCGACUGUGUUACUGGUCAAGCAUUUAAUUCUUAUCAAGGACAUACAGCUCCUAUUCUUGGGUUGUAUACAUGGUGUAGUGGAUAUUUUGUAAGUUGUUCACAAGACAAAACAACGCGCUUCUGGGAUUUGAGAAGUUCAGAAGCCGUAAAUGUUGUUUCACCAGAUUCUAAAACGUCUAAUGCACCUGUAACAUCAGUCUGCGUAGAUCCAAGUGGAAAGUUAUUGGUGUCAGGACAUGAAGAUGCUUCAGUAAUGCUGUAUGAUAUUAUUGGUGGCAAAAUUGUGCAAAUUUUCCGACCUCAUGGCGAUGAAGUCCGAACUAUAAGAUUUAGCAACGCUGCAUACUAUCUUCUGAGUGGUUCAUAUGACAAAAGGGUAGUUAUCACUGAUAUGAGAGGUGACUUGAUGACACCACUGAUGUAUCUUCCCGUAGCUGAACACAAUGAUAAAGUUAUUCAAUGCAGAUGGCAUCCCCAUGACUUUUCAUUUUUGAGUACUAGCGCUGAUCGUACGGCUGUCUUAUGGUCACUUCCGCCUCCUCCUCAAUAUCAAGGAUAG
This is a messenger RNA of Thelazia callipaeda (thelaziosis nematode), 2922 nucleotides long. NCBI's taxonomy places the organism in Eukaryota, Metazoa, Nematoda, Chromadorea, Rhabditida, Thelaziidae. The record is from the annotation of a GenBank genome assembly.